Salvelinus fontinalis (brook trout) is the source of this 12736-nucleotide messenger RNA. It is a transcript of the gene tgfbr2l, whose product is annotated as transforming growth factor beta receptor-like. Gene Ontology annotation, biological process: heart development; protein phosphorylation; cellular response to growth factor stimulus. The record is from RefSeq and is a predicted model, not a curated record. The transcript has 10 exons. Lineage: Eukaryota; Metazoa; Chordata; Actinopteri; Salmoniformes; Salmonidae. Gene Ontology annotation, molecular function: transforming growth factor beta binding; metal ion binding; activin receptor activity. The coding region runs from base 158 to 1942 and encodes 594 amino acids. Gene Ontology annotation, cellular component: signaling receptor complex; plasma membrane.
UCCAGCCAAAAGCCCCGAGCCCAACCAGUUGUUUCACUGAAUACGACUUCAAUAAGCUAAAUGAACGUCUAUCUUACUACUCAAGUUCCCAAAUACAUAGACAAAUACAGUGCGACCACGACGUUUUAUUCAGGUUAUUUUUUUUAAUGUCAAUAUUAUGGGGUGCUGGAGAUUCUCGGCAGUGAAUAUUGUUCUUCUGUCUUUCUGUCUUCCUAUCCUCUCCUUCACACACAUCAAGACCAACCUGUGUAAGUGGUGUGACUACUCCAGCCCUAUCUGUGAGGACAGUGUGUGUUAUACCAACUGCUCCCUCUCCUCCUUCUGUGCUCUGAGUGAAGAGAUCUGCAUUGCAAUAUGGCGGAAGGACAAUGAGAGUAUGAGUGUGAAGACGUUAUGCCACCAGCCCCAGCAGCCACUGGAGAAUAUCAUGUUGUCAAACUACUCCUCCAACGAGUGUGUGAUGGCUCCUCAGCCCUCUGAGGAUGGGGUCCUGUUCGUUUGUGGCUGCCUGGGAGAACACGAGUGCAACGAUAAGCUUAUAUUCGACAAGGGCUACAAUGAUUUUUCCAAGCUCAAGAGUAAAGAUGUGAUUCCAGUGGUGGUGAUCAGCCUGGUCCCUCCCUUUUUAGUGGCUAUCAUCGCUACCAUGGCUUUCUACCUGUACCGUACCAGACAGCCCGGCAAGCAGCCCAAAGACUGGGCUCCCAAACGUACACACUACCAGGCCUUGGACAUCCCAGAGGGACUCAGUGGGGAGGCCAUCACCGGCGGUGAGGACUGCCAUGGCAAGCUGUCAGCCAUCAAUAGCGACGCUACAUCUGACAUGUCUCCCGUCCGGACCCAUAACUUCAACCACAGCACGGAGCAGCUACCCAUCCAGCUAGAAGCCUUGGUGGGGAAAGGGAGGUUUGCUGAGGUGUGGCGGGCCAGGCUCCACCACCAGGCAGCUGGUUCUCAGUAUGAGACGGUGGCAGUGAAGAUCUUCCCGUCUGUCGAGUAUGUGUCCUGGAGCAACGAGAGGGCCAUCUUCUCUGACGCCAACCUGGAGCAUGAAAAUGUGGUUCAAUUCUUGACAGCAGAGGAGCGAGGGCCCUCCGGCUCCCCUCAGAGGCAAUACUGGCUGGUCAUGGCCUACCACGGCCUGGGAAACCUACAGGACUUCCUGGCAGGCCAUGUGUUGAGCUGGGCUGAGCUGUGUGCUAUGGCUGGGUCGGUGGCUCGAGGAUUGGCCCACCUCCACAGUGACACCACCCCUUGUGGGAUCCCCAAGGUGCCGGUGGCCCACCGUGAUCUGAAGAGCAGCAACAUCGUGGUGAAGAGCCGGAGAGAGUGUGCCCUCUGUGACUUUGGUCUGGCUCUGAGACUGGACCUCUCCCUCACCGUGGAUGACUUUGCCAACAGUGGCCAGGUGGGUACAGCUCGCUACAUGGCCCCUGAGGUGUUGGAGUCCAGAGUGAAUCUGGAGGAUCUGGAGGCCUUUAAACAAAUGGAUGUCUACUCCAUGGCCCUGGUCCUCUGGGAAAUGGUGUCCCGCUGUGAAGUCAUAGGAGAGGUUAAGAGUUACGAGCCGCCGUUUGGCUCUAAGGUGUGUGACCAGCCGUGUGUGGACAGCAUGAGGGACCUGGUCCUGAGGGACAGAGGCAGACCUGAGAUACCCACCAGCUGGACAACACAUCAGGGGAUGAAUCUGCUGUGUGCCACCAUCACUGAGUGUUGGGACCAUGACCCAGAGGCCAGGCUCACAGCCCACUGUGUGGUGGAGCGCUUUGGAAGUCUAGAAGAGGAGAUGGAGCAGGAGGUGUUAGAUGCUGUCAACAACAGCCAGGAGUGUCCUCCCUCUGACACCUUCCCUGACUCCACCGGCUGUGAUGUGGACCCUCUGGUCCCUGAAACAGAUACAGAGGGGACCCUCAUCCCUGGGCAGAUAAGUGAGAUAUUAUAAGGAGGACUUAAACUCGAUCACCAAAAAGAGACACAUCUUUGUAUGAUAGAUUGAAGGCACUCUACCCUAUGAACAAAGAGGAAAAAAGACACAUUUUUCUAUGAUAGAUUGUAUCAUUUGAAGGAGCUGGUCUCCGGAUUGAUUUGUAAUAUAACCUUUAUGAAGUGUCUUAUGAAUGCACUUAUGAACGUUUGCCACUGAAGAGAUAUUCUUUCUGCCCCUUGGAAAGUUGUGUGUACAGGAUUCAGGGAACAGAGCAGACAAGCAGACCACAAAUCAUUAUCCCAACUUCACUAUCACACUGUAACAUGUCAAUUUGACCAAUAACUCAAAAAGCAGAUUAGUUUCCAAAUCUGAAGUAGAUACAUCCUGUAAUGAAUGAUCACAUGGAUCUGUUCUAAAUGCAGGUUGACGUUUAUUUUCAUGAGUCUUGUCCUGGAGGCAGAACUGAUCUAUUUCCGCUUAGAUAGGCCAGCUGCAAAGAAAAAAAUGGGCUAUUAUUGUAAAAAUUCAUGAAAACAAAAAUGUGAUUUUGGCAUUAAUUUUAGGUAAGGGUUAGGCAUAAGGGUUGGCAGUGUAGCAGUGUGGUUAAGGUUAGAUUUAAAAUCAGGUUUUAUGACUUUGUGGCUGUGCCAGCUAGUGACCACUCUGCAGAGCUGCCUCCAGAACAAGAUUCAUGACCGAAAAAUGCAAAUUGCAUUCAAAAUGGAACCCUAUUCCCUACAGAUUGCACUACUUUUGACCAGAUUCCUAUGGCUCUGCACUAUAUAGGGAAAUAGGAUGCCAUUUGGGACAAAUGUUUAUUAUUCACUACAGUAUAGAGAGCACUACGUUUUGACAACCUUCAUUGGUGUACCAGCUAUUUAAAUUGGUCCUUACUCCUAUAGGAGAUCAUUUACUUUACAAGAAUUAUUACUUAUGAUUAAUUAUCGUUUAUUUUUUAAAUGAGUUUUCCAUUGCCUUCUCAGUGUGUGGACUCAAACAGUGGUGUGGUUCUCACCCCCCCCUUAAUGUGUCCUAAAUGGCUCCCUAUGUCUUACAUACUGUGGUGCACUACUUGUAACCAGUUAGCGCAGAGCUGAGAGGUUAGCAUUUUUCUACAUUUACAUUUGACAUUUUAGUCAUUUAGCAGACACUCUUAUCCAGAGCAACUUACAGUAGAGUGCAUACAUUUUAUUACAUUUUACAUACUGAGACAAGGAUAUCCCUACCGGCCAAACCCUCCCUAACCCGGACGACGCUAUGCCAAUUGUUCGUCGCCCCAAAGACCUCCCGGUUGCAGCCGGCUGCGACAGAGCCUGGGCGCGAACCCGAAGACUCUGGUGGCGCAGCUAGCACUGCGAUGCAGUGCCCAAGACCACUCCGCCACCCGGGAGGGUUUCAUUCUGAUUAACCACAAGCUGCUCUGACUGCAAAUUGUGAAUGUUGUUAUAUAGGCUAGAGACCACAACACACAAGCUAGCAGGGUGAAAUACCUUUUUUAAGAUAAAUAAGAACCAAGGAGCUUUUAAUGAUCAUUUGAACUGAUAGCUGUACACAAGGAUUUUCUAAGGAUACUUUGAUCCGUUUGUAGCUGUUGCAUACAACUACAUUGAUUGUCAAGGCUUGUUUUUCCCCACCAUGUGAAGUACUUGCUGCCUUCAUCUGUUUACUAAGACACAUAGUUUAUUUGUUUAAUUCAAAUCUGAUGUCUGAGCAUUAUUAAGAGGAGGGCAUGAUCUAUCUUUAUAUACUAUACAUCAGAGAACUCACAGUAAGAGCGACUGCUCUCCCAGACAGCCUGGUAUGACACUCAGAUCUACACCAAUUCAGUCAUUCACCGACUCUCUUGCUUCCAACGUAAUGUUAAAAUAUUUAAUCACACUAACCGAGCGGACUAAAAUAAUUAACAGGAGUUGGUGUAGAUUUGAUUAAGCCAUUAAGAAGAUCAAUAGCUUUUUCUCAUAGAACCCAAUCAAUGUCUGGGAAAUAAGCGCUGUCUAAUUGUGAGAGGCAUGACAGUGACAUCCUCUUUGAAUCAUGAGCUGGGUCGUGUUAGAUUGGCACAAAUGGAAGAAAACAAGGUGAAAUGUAAAAGUACUCCCUUAGCCUUUCUUAUUGGACAAGUCUAUUUUUUGAUUUCCGUUGCAACGGUGUGCCCUAAUGAACACAACCAAGGUUAACACUCUUCCCUUGGGAAUGGUCAAGUUUGAGGAUGCACAGAGUAAGACCAUGGCCUUAACUAUAUGGAGAAAUAUCUAAGUAUGAUAUUAAUGAACUAUGCAGAAUACUAAAGAAUGAUGUUAUUGAACUUCUGAUGAAUGACCACAGAUAAAAACCAAAUUAUUGUGAACUGGUUCCACAACAUGUUACCUAUUUUUCUUGUAAAAUAGGUUUUGUAUCAGGUCUCUUAUUUUGUUACUAUUUGUGAGUGGGGGGAAAAAACACCACAAAACUGUCAUAAAAAGACACAUGAAAAAGAUCAAACAUUCCAAUGUCAAGCAGCUUUAUUGGUUUGUUGUUUCAGAACCCUUAUUUUGAGAGGUUGACAUUAUACAAUAUUUCAGUAAGGAGCACAGAUUUAGGCCUGGAUUCAAUCUGAUUACGCUUUGUCAGUAUGUGCCAUUUAAAGGUAAUUUCCGAUUGAGCCAACAUAUGCAGCAUUUACUGUGAAUGUGGUCUUCACAAAGGCGAGAACAAUGUCGACAAAGUGUGAUCGGAUUGAAUCCCGGCCCCAGAGCAGCAAUAUUAUACAGUAUUGUGUAUCAAGAACUAAUAAUGACAUGAACAGAUGUAUUGAAAGAAAAAACAUUCAAGUUUGUCAUAAUUUAUUCUGAUUGUUUUAAUAGUUUUGUUGAUUCAAGUGACAAAACAGCCCUUUUACUGAGAAAAACGAAACUACACCUAAAACUACAAGUAAAAUACACUGAGUGUAGAAACACAUCAUCUUUCCAUGACAGACUGACCAGGUGAAUCCAGGUGAAAGCUGUGAUCCCUUAUUGCAGGGAUGCAAACUGCUGAGGGCCCAAAAAGGUGACAUUUUUUUUGUUGCACUGAAACAUGCAACAAAAUCCCUUUUAAGGGGAAAUGCAGGUUAACUAAUUAAACACCAAAGAAUAUGAUCUACAUGAUCAGUCUCUGUGUGUAAAAUAAAAAGUGGUUAAUGUGAACCUAACUCACAGCUAAAAAAAAUGUAAAGAAAGCAAUCCAAUGUGAUUUGUUGCCAAGACUUCACUGCAAAUGACACUCAAGUCUUGAGAAAAAACAAUACACUAAUAUUGCAGUUAGUCAUGACAGCCUUUAUAAUAGAACGCUUGUGACCACACACAAAUAUUCACUUGGGGGAAAAACAUCUUAAAGUAGAAAUAGAAUGAAACAAACAGGCAUUCCAUUUUUGCUCUAGUGUAGUGGCCACUAUAGACAUCGACCAAGUGCACAAGGCUACAUGUGUGCAAAAAUAACGUUCACUGAGUCAAAAAUAUAUAUAAUCCCCCUCAUUCACACACAUACACGUUUUACAGUUCAACACAACAAAAACAAUAUAUUUAGGCUGCUACACUACACAUUAUUACAUUGUACACGUUCUGCCUUUGGACGUCUGUUCUACAAUGUGCCAGCAAAAGUGAGAAAGAGAAAGUGUGUGGUGUUCCUUUCACCUCUAUAGUGGCAUUCAGCUUAAACCAGACCCAGACCCAGCUCCAUUUGAUCCCUGAAUCCACUUGUUUAACAAGCAACGCCUAAUUUUCACCUAAUUCUCUUAUAAUGAAAAUGUACAACAUACUGUAAAAGGUAAACAUUAGUUAAUAAACAGAUGGUUAGUUCGUCACACAUAUUGCCAGGGUCCAGUAAGCAACUAACGCGUUAGAACUUGAGGAACGGCAAGGAGUCCCGUGUGGCUCAGUUGGUAGAGCAUGGCGCUUGCAACGCCAGGGUUGUGGGUUCAAUUCCCACGGGGGGACCAGGAUGAAUAUGUAUGGACAUUCCAAUUUGUAAGUCGCUCUGGAUAAGAGCGUCUGCUAAAUGGCUUAAAUGUAAAUGAGUCGUAUACUAGUUAACGUUCAUAGCGAAUUGGUUAGGUUACUCAUGUUAGGUCAUCUGAUGUUGUAACGUUAGCUAACGUCCGCUGUCUGACUUUAUUAAGAAGCCAAUUUUCACACCAUGAACUCGAUAAGUUGGCUAAUGUUGCUCAACAUUUAUCUGGCUAGCUGAGAAGUAACUCCAGCUAGCAAGAUACUUAACAAUGCUAAUACUUGUUCCAUCACACUUUCUCCCUCACCCCAAAAACGUUCAAAAUUACAGUAGUUCGGUUACAGCUCAUGAAGUACGCUUCAUCACCUUCUCACCCCCGUGGUCAGGCUUCUCACCUAACGUUACCUCUUCGUUCUCGUUCAGGGGACGCGCUGUUGUAACUGGCAAGCUGCUUUCCCAGAGCGCGCACUGAUGCUGUAACUAGUAAGUUGGUUGUCUCUUUCUUCAGUCGUGUCCUGCGCUGCAUUCUGUUAUGUGAACGAUUGGCUGAGCGUUGGAUACAGACAGUAUUGCGUCAAACGCGCAUCACUCGUUCGUAUAGAGCCAGAAGUCAUCCAAACCUCCCUCCCAACCUUUUCUCAUCGGAUCUACACGAAUCACGUAGGGCACCUAUUUUGGAUUCAAAACGUGACUAGUUUGGUGACUAGUUUGCAUCCCUGUUAAUGAUGUCACCUGUUAAAUCCACUGCAACCAGUGUAGAUGAAGGGGAGACAGGUUAAAGGAUUUUUUAAGCCUCGAGACAAUUGAGACAUGGACGUUGUCUGUGUGCCAUUCAAAGGGUGACUGGGCAAGACAAAAUAUUUAAGUGCUUUUGAACGGGGUAUGGUAGUAGGUGCCAGGCGCACCAGUUUGAGUGUGUCAAGAACUGCAACACUGCUGUUUUUUCACACCCAAAGAAUGGUACACCACCCAAUGGAAAUUCCAGAAAACUUGACAACUGUGGGAAGCCUCGGAGUCAACAUAGGAAGCUUUCGACACCGUGUAGUCCAUACAACGAACUGAGGCUGUUGAGGGCUAAAAAGGGUGCAACUCAAUAUUAGGAAGGUGUUCCUAAUGUUUUGUACACUCAUUGUUAACAGGAUUUUUUUUAAUAGCAAUUUUUAAUUGAUGUACAAUAGAAAACCCUAGAUUUCUGCAUAAAAAUAUCUUUGGUCUUUAAGCAAAUAUUUUAGGUACAGUUGAAGUCAGAAGUUUACAUACACUUAGGUUAGUCAUUAAAACUUGUUUUUCAAUCACUCCACAAAUUUCUUGUAAAAAAACUAUAGUUUUGGCAAGUUGGUUAGGACAUCUACUUUGUGCAUGACACAAGUAAUUUUUUUAACAAUUGUUUACAGACAGAUUAUUUCACUGUAUCACAAUUCCAGUGGGUAAGAAGUUUACUUACACUAAGUUGACUGUGCCUUUAAACAGCUUGGAAAAUUCCAGAAAAUCGUCUAGGCUUUAGAAGAUGAAAGGCUAAUUGACAUCAUUUGAGUCAAUUGGAGGUGUACCUGUGGAUGUAUUUCAAGGCCUACCUUCAAACUCAGUGCCGCUUUGCUUGACAUCAUGGGAAAAUAAAAUCAGCCAAGAUCUCAGAAAAUAAAUUGUAGACCUCCACAAGUCUGGUUCAUCCUUGUGAGCAAUUUCCAAAAGCCUGAAGGUACCACGUUCAUCUGUACAAACAAUAGCAUGCAAGUAUAAACACCAUGGGACCACCAUGGGCCGUCAUACCGCUCAGGAAGAAGACGCGUUCUGUCUCCUAGAGAUGAACAUACUUUGGUGCAAAAAGUGCAAAUCAAUCCCAGAACAAGAGCAAAGGACCUUGUGAAGAUGCUGGAGGAAACAGGUACAAAAGUAUCUAUAUCCACAGUAAAAUGAGUCCUAUAUCGACAUAACCUGAAAGGCCACCCAGCAAGAAAGAAGCCACUGCUGAAAAAAAACGCCCAAAAAAGGCAGACGGUUUGCAACUGCACAUGGUGACAAAUAUCGUACUUUUUGGAGAAAUGUCCUCUGUUCUGAUGAAAUAAAAAUAUAACUGUUUGGCCAUAGUUAUGUUUGGAGGAAAAAGGGGGAGGCUUGCAAGCCGAAGAAAACCAUCCCAACCGUGAAGCGCGGGGGUGGCAGCAUCAUGUUGUGGGGGUACUUUGCUGCAGGAGGGACUGGUGCAUUUCAUGAAAUAGAUUGCAUCAUGAGGGAGGAAAAUUAUGUGGAUAUUGAAGCAACAUCUCAAGACAUCAGUCAGGUAGUUAAAGCUUAGUCGCAAAUGAGUCUUCCAAAUGGACAAUGACCCCCAAGCAUACUUCCAAAGUUGUGGCAAAAUGGCUUAAGGACAACAAAGUCAAGGUAUUGGAGUGGCCAUCACAAAUCCCUGACCUCAAUCCUAUAGAAAAUUUGUGGGCAGAACAGAAAAAGUGUGUGCGAGCAAGGAGGCCUACAAACCUGACUCGGUUACACCAGCUCUGUCAGAACUUAUUGCGGGAAGCUUGUGGAAGGCUACCCGAAACGUUUGACCCAAGUUAAACAAUUUAAAGGCAAUGCUACCAAAUACUAAUUGAGUAAGUAAACUUCUGACCCACUGGGAAUGUGAUGAAAGAAACAAAAGCUGAAAUAAAUUAUUCUCUGUUAUUCUGACAUUUCACAUUCUUAAAAUAAAGUGGUGAUCCUAACUGAUCCAAGACAGGGAAUUUUUACAGGGAUAAAAUGUCAGGAAUUGUGAAAAACUGAGUUUAAAUGUAUUUGGCUAAGGUGUAUGUAAACUUCUGACUUCAACUGUAUAUGCAUGUUCUUUAUUUGUACUGUUUCAAAUAAACGUCACAUGUUUCUUCAUGUUGAGAAUAUGACAUUUACAAAUGUUAAUUUCCUUUUCAUAUUCACUCACAAUGACUAUCAGAAGAUUGCCACCAGUAAGCUGUAAGAAAAAGAAAACAUAACAUAAAAAAAAUCACAAAUGAAAGCACUGCCAUCCUUCACUUGUAGCCCUGGAAUGUAACUAAAAACCAAAAACCAAACAAGUCAUUCUAAUACAGACAAUUGCAUGGGUACAAAUUACAAAAAGGUUAAUAAACUUGUCUUUUACAUAAAAAAUAUUAAACUAUCCCCUUAAGCAGCAUUCUGGUACAGUAAUCUCAACAGAUACACCAACAAUCACACUCAGCCAUUUUAUGGUCUCAAUCCACCUCAUCAACACAUUACAGUUUUGUUCCUUCUCAUGAUGAAAUACAAAUGUUCCCAUAAUUGAUGUAGACCCUGUGGGCAACCAUACAGAAAAGUAAACAUCUAGAAGCAGCUGCAAAAUGACCCACAAUACAAAUACAACUGGAUCCAUAAUUAAACUUAAAAACAACACGUUUCUUAAGAUCUAGGCCUACUAUAUAGGAAAAUAAUUAAUAUAUAUUUAAACUAAUGGGCAAAAAUCAGUAGCUGCUCAUUUGUUUAUCACAGUUAUUGCAAUCACUUUUUCAUAUCUUCAGAAACAGCAGUAGCAUAAAAACCAUAAUGCUAUUAUUAACCUAACAAUAAAAUGUAAGGUUGCCAAAUUGUUUCAUACCAAGUGUAUAUGCUCAAUUAAUUACUCAAUAUUCAGUGGAGUGCUUAGAGAAGAGGGGCAAUUUGAAUGCCAUAUUUAUAAAAACCAUACCCUACACAAUGAAACUUACAAGAUUCAAGUUAAAUAGCCAAAUUAACUGAUGUUACUACACUAGAGGAACAUUACAAUUUGGUAAAAGCAUACCAUAUCAACUGAAAUUAGACAACCUUACAAAAUAACAAGUCACUCGAGUCAAAUAUGUCAACCCUACAUUACAGUGGGCUUAUACCAGAUUCCCUGGAAUACUAGAGGCAUAUAACCAUCAUAUAGUACUUGAUGCUUUUUAACCCUUUAACUUUAAAUUGAAUAUAUAGCUGUAAGUCCUACUGUAUAACUGUGUGUAAGUACUAUAUAAUUGCAUUACUAAAUAUAUGCCAUUAUAGGUACUAUGGAAUAAAGCUGAAAGAGUAUCUGAAACUGGGAAGUCCCUAUUCACUUCAGAAGGUGUACAAUAGGGCUGUUCACAAUUCAUUUUCCCAUAUGACAGACACAUAAUACGUACAGGGUGAAUUCCACAUAAUCUCUGGCUCGUCAUAGGGGAUUUAAAGGCAUCAAACAAACAAUUAUUAAUAUAAAAAGCCUUGUUCCCUCCCUCACCAGUAAAAUGUUAUUUAAAAACAUAUAUAUUAGUCCAUUAUUUAUGAAAAUCAUAAAAAAUAAAGUAUCAUGACUACAUAUCAAGUAUCAUGACUACUAGCCUGCCUAACUUUACUGCACUGUGAAAUAGUCUUAGUGCCAUUUUAAUUUCAGAUAUACCUUUAUUUUCACGCAUGCAUCUACAAAAUCAUCAAAAGCAUCUAAUAUCCCACCAAAAUGGAUAUUUUAAGGGCCUAACUAAGACAAUCAAACUUUUAGAGCACCUUCCGAGUUCGCCAGAUAUGGACCUUUCACCAGGAAACAAAUACACGCUAAUAACAAUCUGCUGUCAGAAUGUUAAAUACCGCAUUGUUACAUUGAUUGGCGUUGAAUCAUCUGACAACCUGCAAUAAAAUGCUAACUGAAAAUGUAUGUUUCAUGUGCAUUCUAAGAAUGUAACAAACCUUACAUGACAACACUAGGAAACUGAAUAUGCUACAGUCCCCUGAGGGGAAUAUAGUAUGUCUUAGUGUUAGGAUAGGAGGUCAUACAUAAAGUAGCACCGGCAGCUCACCGUGAUCAUCUAGCUACCCUUGGGGUAUGGCUUCUUCGGAUUUUGCUUACAGCUUACUGGUGCCUCGUUUGUUAGUUUAACAAAAAGAAAAGUGCAAUCAAUGGCUUUUUUCCCCCCUUUUCUGAAAGUAUCUAGCAAUUUCAUGAACGUCAUUCACAAUGGGCCACGGUCUUUCUUGUCUGUUUCAAAACUGCAACAUUAAAAGAAGUUCUAGGUUGUACAAAUGUGUCUAAACUGGACAGAUAAGGUAUUGUGGUAAGAUAUCCUUCUUUCAGGCAUUUAAACUUACAAUACAUAUGUAAAAUACAUAUUUUGCACUGAAUUUUGUUUUACGAAACAACAUUUGUUCAAAAGUAUAACAAAUUUCCCUGACUUUGAUGGGGUUAAUGUGAUUGAUUCCUAAACAACCUUCCUGACUUUUCCUUGAUUUUCCAAGGAUCAAAUCCUUUCCAACUGGACUGUGGAACCCUGGAAUGGGAUGCCUGAGGUUGUGGGAAGGCCAAGUAUGGUCGACUACAAAACGGGCUGCCAGAUUGUGUCCCAGAUGGCACCCUAUUCCCUACCUAGAGCACUUCUUUUGGCCAGGACCUAUGGCCAUAGACCCAUUUAAGGAAUAGGGUUCCAUUUGGGCCGCAGUCCCAGAGAGAGAAGCUUACAGUUAGUUAGUCAGCCAGCCAGUCAGUUAGUUCCACACACACAGGGAUGAAGUUGAACAGUAGAAGCCACAGAGUUACCACUAAGCUGGAGGAACUGGAGCAAGGGUCUGGAAGAGAGGCAAAACGCUUCCUUAGUACCAAGAGGUCUAUAUAAUGUACAUAGUUAUAUAAUGUGAGUGUGCGCCUAUGUGUGUGCAUGUAUGUGGAAAGGACAAGGUAGGAAAGACAGGCAGGGGAACUCACCAAUAGGAAUUCUCUUGGUGGUAUUGAGGGGCGGGAGCUGUUGUGGUAUAGGGCAGGCGCUACAGAAGUCUGAGCAGCCAGGACAGACGAGAACUCCAUUGUAUACCCAGUCUUUAACACGCACACUGACGCUCAGCAGCUGACCCGUACGCACACACUGGUACGCAGUGUCCUCCACCCACACCGUCAGACCCUGGGUAGAGCAAGAGAUCUGGAAACAUCAGCAAUAUAACAUUUAAGUAUUAGUUUUUUGUUGUAUGGGUCACUUCAAAAUGUAUAUAUCUGCCUGUCACACAUCUAUAAUAGGGUUACAUUAACCCAAAACACAAAAAUGUAAUUGAACUGAAUUUGUGAUUUUGUAAGCUCAUAUGAUAAAAGCGUGAGACUUAACGGUGGUAAACGUUAUUAAGAAGACUUGUAUUAAAUGGAUGAAGCGACAAAACAUAGAUUACAGAGAUAUCUAAAGAUUGUUACUUAUUCUGCAUUACCUUAUAGCAGCCACUUCCCCAGUCAGGGUAGGUCAUGCGUCUGGUACACUGCUCCAUGACGAAGGCAGUCUUCUGGUACAAACACACUGAGUCUGGACCAUACUGCUCAGCUCCGUAGUUCCUCCACCAAUCUGGAAACAGUGUGUCAGGUAGCAUACUAGUAACUAGGGUUGCAACAUUUUUGAAACUUUCCUGAAACAAAAUUCUCAGGUUUUCCAGAAAUCCUAGUUGGAAGAUUCCCAGGAUUGGGAUGGAAUAAGCAGAAAGUGAACAGGGAAUUCUCCAAAAGGGAUUUCUGGAAAACCUGGGAAAGUACCUGGGAAUUUUGCAAACCUUCAAGUGAGUUAACAGCCCGAGUACAUGAACCAAGGCCUGAGGAACCAAGAGGCAACAACAAUGCAAGAAGGGAAGGGAUAUUACCGGGCUGGUUCUCCUGGACCCUGCAGUAGGAGUUGCGUUGGUACUCUCCACUCAGGUGCCAGCUAAACUCCUGGCUGAAGGGACAGUAGUCAGCGAUCUCCACAGCUCCACCGUAGGAGGCCAGAUCCAUCACAGAGACUUCAGGGAUAUGGUCAAAGUACUGCCAGAGAGGAGGUGGAAGAGAUUUACUGUAUGGGGUGUACUUAACACUAUGCUGGUCACAAUUGGUCAACAACAUCUUAAAUAAAGACCAUUUCAAAUUUG